AUGUGCUGUUCAGCACCAAAAUGGAAGGAAGAAAUUAAGAAUGAUAAAAUUCAAAAUCAUAAAUUUGAUUUUGUUGACUUGGAGGAAUUUAAAGAAAAAACUACUGCAGGGAAAAUAAUAGGAAGAAUAACAUAUUCAUUUGUCUUUAUUUUCGUAUUAAAAUCCGUUCUACUUUACGUUGCUGAUAUAUGGACUGCUGCACUUUUACUUAUUUUUGAUCGUUGGGGGUCAUCUAUACAACCUAAAAUUCCAUUUUCUAUCUCAAAAUGGAUUUAUAUCGGAUGUAUUUUCGCUUCAUUUUUACUUUUGGCUUGGGAUAUUAGAAAAGCUAUAGCUAUCAUGAAAUCGAGAUAUAUAUCAUUCGCAUUUACCAAUAUUGUAGCCUAUAGAACUUAUACUUUGAAAAGUUAUGCUCAUUUUUGCUUUUUCAGUAAAAUUAAUAAUUAUCAAAAGCCUGUAGAUAGGAUCGCAUUCUUUGUGUUCUUUGCAUUUAAAGGUUGGAAACGUCUUGUCUUUGCUGAAGCUCCACGCCAGGUUAUUAAUGGCAUUACCUUAUAUUACCUUAUUCAAAUAAAUAAAUCAAAAGAAUAUCUUAGUUUUAGCGCUUAUGGUGACAUGGUUCAUUCUCUUGCUAUGGCAACAAUGGCUGUUUCUAUCUUCCUUUCUAUAUUUUCAUUUAUUAAGAUUGUUGCUGCAGCUAUUUUAUAUAUUCCAUUGUUGUGUCAUAUCAGAGGAAAUUUAAAAGAAUAUUGUUGUUAUAAGAUUGAUAAAAGGAUUACUGAGCUUUUAAAAGCGCAAACUCUAAAACGUAUUAAAAAACAACAAUUAGAAGCAGAAGCAAAAUCUAGUGGAGAAUAUAUUCAUAUUGGCAAGAAAAAAAAUGCAGAUAUAAAAUCUUUUCGUCAACCAACCUUGCCAACUGUCGGUUUCCUUGAUGAUUCAUUAUCGGUUCCGCCUUCAUAUGCUUUGUCAAGGGCUGGUUCUCUAGCUCCUCCUCAAAGAGUUGGAACUCCAGGUUUAGCUGUUCCUUCGAGAACUGGAACUCCUGAUUAUGGUCCUCCUAGAACAGGAACUCCUGAUUAUGGUCCAUCUAGAGUUGGUACUCCUGAUUAUGGUCCACCAAGGGUUGGAACUCCUGAUCAUGGUCCACCAAGGGUUGGAACUCCUGAAUAUGGUCCACCAAGAUCCAGAACUCCUGAAUAUGGUCCACCAAGAUCCAAAACUCCCGAAUAUGGUCCACCAAGAUCCAAAACUCCCGAAUAUGGUCCACCAAGAUCCAAAACUCCCGAAUAUGGUCCACCAAGAUCUAGAACUCCUGAAAAUGCCCCUUCAAGAGUGGGAACACUAAAUUAUGGUCCUCCGAGAGUUGGAACUCCAAAUUAUGGUCCUCAGAGAGUCGGAACUCCAAAUUAUGGUCCUCCGAGAGUUGGAACUCCAAAUUAUGGUCCUCCGAGAGUUGGAACUCCAAAUUAUGGUCCUCCAAGAGUUGGAACUCCUGGUUAUGGCCCUCCACGUGUUGGCACUCCAGGUUAUGGUCCACCACGUAUUGGGACUCCUGGUAAUGUUAUACCAAGAGCUGGAACUCUCAAUUAUGGUCCUCAAAGAACUGGUACUCCUGAUUUUGGUCCAUCGAGAACUGGAACUCUUGUUGGUAAUAAUUCUUCUGAAUAUACCGCUAAUGCAUAUCCAUUAGGAUCAAAUCAUCAAUACCAAAAUAGGACUCAAUAUUCUGCACUUACUAGAACAGGAACUUCUAAUGCUCCAAAAACUAGUUACGAAAGACAUUAUCGUAAUGAUUCUAAUGGUUCAAAUUAUCAAAGUUCACAAUUAAUAUUAAAACAACAACAUUCAAGAACUCCUUCUGUAUCUUCUGCAAUAUCAGGUCGUAGUGGUGGUAGUAAUAAUAGAUUUCCUCAAAGUAAUAAUAUGAAUCCUGGUCCUGGCCCUGAUACUUUACCUACUAGAUAUCAAGGAAUGAGAGGACAACAUAGACAUAAUAAUUAUACUGAUCAAGGUGGUGGUCAAAAUAAUACUGAUUCCAUAUAUCUUAAUUAA
Molecule: messenger RNA, 2055 nt
Organism: Scutellospora calospora
Lineage: Eukaryota; Fungi; Glomeromycota; Glomeromycetes; Diversisporales; Gigasporaceae
Source: the annotation of a GenBank genome assembly